Encephalitozoon intestinalis ATCC 50506 is the source of this 288-nucleotide messenger RNA. RefSeq names its product vacuolar ATP synthase subunit F. Gene Ontology annotation, biological process: monoatomic ion transmembrane transport. Gene Ontology annotation, cellular component: membrane. The record is from RefSeq and is a predicted model, not a curated record. The transcript has a single exon. The coding region runs from base 1 to 288 and encodes 95 amino acids. Gene Ontology annotation, molecular function: proton-transporting ATPase activity, rotational mechanism. Lineage: Eukaryota; Fungi; Microsporidia; Unikaryonidae.
AUGGACAAAAGAACCAGGAUAGGCAUAAUAGGAGACGAGGAAACACUUACAGGGUUCUUGAUAGCAGGAGUGGAAAAUGUUCAUGACAAUCCAAACCUUAUCCAAGUAACUCCAAGUACAACCGAAGACGAUUUAAAGAGAACCUUCUACACAUUGACAAGCAGAGAGGAUCUGGCUAUAAUUCUUGUUUGUGACUUUGCAGCCGAAAAAAUAAAAGAGGAGAUAAAUGGAUAUAAGGAAGUAAUCCCUGCAGUCUUGGUUAUUGCAUCGAAAAACAAGUAUGCCUAG